Messenger RNA from Salvelinus fontinalis (brook trout), 6357 nucleotides. Its product is annotated as protein tyrosine phosphatase domain-containing protein 1-like. Gene Ontology annotation, biological process: protein dephosphorylation; cilium assembly. The transcript is spliced from 9 exons. The coding region runs from base 2124 to 4124 and encodes 666 amino acids. NCBI's taxonomy places the organism in Eukaryota, Metazoa, Chordata, Actinopteri, Salmoniformes, Salmonidae. Gene Ontology annotation, molecular function: protein tyrosine/serine/threonine phosphatase activity. The record is from RefSeq and is a predicted model, not a curated record.
UUGCCUGUCACUGCCAUUUGUAGCCAGGUGGUGGAGCCAUCAGGUGCAUGUUUCUCCUCUGCAGGAAACCACGGUAACCCCCUGGCUAUCGGAGGGUACUACUAGCCUUGUCUGAGCCAGAAAUGCCAAUAGGGCACGAGCCGAUCUCCUGUUCCUGUAAAGUGAUGCAGUUUUUGUUUACUUAGCGAAAGCGUUCAGAUCUAGAUUAAGUGUCUAGGGGGAGGGACUAGAGGUUGUUUCUAGACGUUAAUUUAGUUGUGUCUGUCCCUGAUUAGGCCUGCCUGGACAGCUGUCCCACACUAUGAUCUCAUUCAUCAGGCCAGGCUAAUCUUCUCAACGAUAUCCUCUCAUCCAGAGGCCAUGUAUCACCCUCUGUUAUGUAAGACUCCUACACAAUUAGAUAUCUGUAGAAAAGAGUACAAUUAAGCAGAAAAAGAGUAGAAUUUAGUCACAAUUUACAUAUGGAGAGUCUUUGUUCCACUGUAGAUGCAACCACACAAUAUAAUUUCACAAUGUAACAGCACAGUAAUACAAUGUUACUAGAGUCAUUACAUUUUUAUUGUGUAGUUACAUUGUAUCUAAAGUGUUACCAAAUUAAAGGUGCAUUGUGUCCUCAGAGGAUUCAACUAGACUGAAGUACUAAGCUAAUCAGAUAAUACAAGAGAUUACAGUAACCUUAAAUCCUUCAUGAACAACACAAUCAGUUAAGUGCAGGACUGUCAAUCCGCUAAUCAAUUUAUCAUCCUUACCAUGUCACACAUUCAUCUGUUGUGAAAGCCAUUGUAAGCAACAUGUUCUACCCUACCAGAAGGUUCUAUCUUACCAGAGGGACCUCAAGGACACUUUCCCUUCCCAAUUACCAUUCAUUGUUGCAGAAUGGCCUGAGAUGCGUCAGUGUCGUAUCUUUUCCUUAGACGGAUCCAUAAUCAGCUUUCAAGUACCUCAGGUAAGCAAAUCAUGAUCGAACUUGACACUGUGCUUCCUAUUUCAUUCAGGUCCUGCCCCUUACCUGAAUAGGAUCGACUCAAUCUUCUCUACAGUGUCUGAACCUGGAUAUCACAGUCAAUGACAGUUGCUUCACUUUGGUUGUUAAUCCCAUCAACCAACAAAUGUACCAUAGGAUUUUCUUUGUGUGUAGGAUUGAUAUACAGUGCAGCAUAGCACACUGAAUGACUCAAUGAGAGUACAGUUAAUAUUUUGGUGUAAACAUACUAUACAUUGGAUGUAUUGAUUUCUGAUCACAUGAUAUCUCUGGAUGAUUGAUCCGACUAACAAGUGUUAUCUCAGUGUGGACUGAAGGGAGUUCAAAUCUACAUUGUCAGAGAUGACCAGUCAUUUUUGCUCUAUUGUGAGGUGGAUUGGCCACGGGCUUUUGCCUGUUGAACCUAUUUGUACAGUAAUGAGAUUAGUGGGUUAAUCCAGGAGUCAGGAAUAGACCUGCUGCUCUUCCUCCUGAGGGAGGUACAGUACAUGACUAAGGAGGAGAGAAGAGGAGCGUCCAGGGAGGUGUCUUAACGUCCAGAGCCAUGCCACGGUUCAACCUACACCUCUGAUGUUCCUCCUUUCUCUGACUCCUCUCAACGGAGGCAGCCCAGGAUGCUGUAUUCCCAUGGAUCAAAAUACCUGUUCCUGGUGAGAUACAUGGCACUGCCAGUCCAGAGAUGAGCAUAACGAAUGCAGUGGAUGGUGUCGUUGCCAAACCCUAAUUUCCAGAGAUAAUCCAGGCUGAUUAACUGAAGACCCGUGGUGGUGCAGGACUACUAAAGCUUAGAUUUAAAGCAUCUGAGCAGACUACUGUCUGUGGUCCAACGUGGGCAUGUGGAGUCGUUUUAGGUUGAUGUCUGAAGAUGCUGACGAUCACUAGCUCCACAUCCUUGUUGCUACAGGUGUAAGUGCUGAGGAUACUUUAUUUGACUAUUUCGAGGUUGCUGUUACUUUGUUAAUGUGUUUAGGUUUUUAUCUUAGACUGUGUAUGUGUGUGUGUUUGUGUGUGUGUGUGUGUGUGUGUGUGUGUGUGUGUGUGUACGCAUGCCAAGGCACUGCCAUGGCAGUGGAUGUCUGCCUGAGUAUUCCGUCCUCUAGUACUCCACCCUCAGACGAGCAGUGGAGUCCCCUACCGCUUCAUGGAGUCAGUCAGAACCCCCCGGGCGAAUUACACGUUGGUCGGGGAGGUGAUACGUCAUGUCAUACCUGGAACCACACAGUGCUCCAUAGGGUGUGGAGGUCUGAACUGCAAGUAUGAGGACCCUGACCGCUGGAGCGAGGACGAGCAGGCCAUCAAAGGCCUCUACUCCUCCUGGGUCACAGAGAACCUACUUGCCAUGGCCAGGCCCUCUACUGCAUUAAUAGAAAAGUACAACAUCAUUGACCAAUUUAAAAGAUGUGGCCUAAAGACCGUGAUAAACCUGCAGAGACCAGGGGAACACGCCAGCUGUGGUCCCAACACACUGGAACCAGAGAGUGGAUUCUCCUACCGACCUGAGGUGUUCAUGGAGAAUGAUAUAUAUUUCUAUAACUUUGGAUGGAAUGACUACGGGGUGGCCUCCCUCACAUCCAUCCUGGACAUGGUGAAAGUCAUGUCCUUUGCGAUGCAGGAGGGGAAAAUGUCUGUCCACUGUCAUGCUGGUCUGGGAAGAACAGGUGUGUUGUUAGCGUGUUACCUGGUCUUUGCCACCAGGAUGACCGCUGACCAGGCCAUCGUGUUUGUACGUUCUAAACGUCCCAACUCCAUCCAAACCAGAGGUCAGCUGUAUUGCGUGCGGGAGUUUGCCCAGUUCCUGGUCCCCAUCAGGAGUAUUUUCUCCUGCGCUGAGCCCAGGACUAACCCAGUCACCCUGUCCCAGUUCCUGACCCGCCAGAGACACAUGCUGCACGGCUAUGAGCGACGGGAGCUCAGGCACCUGCCCAAGAUCAUCCAUGUGAUCUGCAAGCUGCUGCUGGACAUCGCUGAGCACCGUCAGGUUAUCGAGGAGGACAUGCUGGACGUCAAUGACAUGACCGCCGAGGAGGAGAUGGAGUUUGAGCGCUACUACGACUUUGGCUUCACCAAGGGUAGCUUCGGGGGAGGCAGCAUGGGGGACCGGCCCCGCUUACCGGGACCCCCAACGAAACACCGACACGCCAACGAACCGGCCCUCUUCUACCACCGCAAGAGCCUGAGCUACAGCGAGUCGGACGUGCAGAGGCUAGGCUCUGAACUCCACCUGCUGACCCAACCUCUCUCCAACUUUCUGUCCGCUAGCAACGUGUCUGUGGCCUGUUCUCCCUCCCUGAACUCCCUGCAUAGAACCCUGGCCACGGUCAGCCCUGUCACCACCACGUACAGCUCCCAAAAUGGAUCCUUCCCCCAUGGGUCCCUCUGGGAGCAGAAGAGCCUGGCGGAGGGAUCCCCACUCCUAAAGAAGAGGCAGAAAGCCUGCCAGAGCAGCGAGUCUGAGUGCCACCCUAAGCAGAAAACGUUUGGCAGCAUGUUGUUUAGGUGGAGGAAGAAGCAGAGGGAGAUUUUAGAGAAAAAUGAGAAUGUGUCCCACGUGUUUCAGAUAGAGGAGUCAGAGGUGCCCUUCAUCACCAUCCAGACAGAGCUGUCCAAGGAGGCCAGGCGGGUGCUGGUGGCCCAGGCCCUGGCUGUGGAUCUGGAGCUGGAUGGAGAGGAGGAACACAGGGAGAGACUCCACGCCUGGCAGUCCGGGUUAAACAUGGGAGGGGCGUGGGAGAGGCUGUGUACAUUGGAGAAGGACCCGUUUGUGCUCUCUGGGCUGAUGUGGACCUGGCUGGAGCAGCUGAAGGAGCCAGUCAUCUCCGUCAGAGAUGUACAGAAACUGGACCUUAACGACAGUGACCCUGCAAACCCAGAGGCUGUCUUCAAACCACUGGACCAGGCUCCCAGGGAGAUGUUGAUGUGCAUUCUGGACUGUAUGGCUCAUGUUCUCACAAUACCAGAAGAGGUGGAGGCUGCUUUCCUGGAGCGCACCAUCAAGGCUUUCACCAAGAUGGGACAAUGCUCAGCGGUGUAUCCGGCCAUGACAGAGAUCCUCAGGCUGGUCCUACAUGACAUGAGGUUUAUAGCCAUAGAGGAGGAUGAGGUACCAUUUAUGCCUCCUGGCCCCAUUAUGCUGACCCCAUAGCCCUGCUGGAUUCUGUUCCAGACUGUCCCUAUGUAGAGACUUGUUAUAUAUUAAACAGCCAUAUACAGUGGCAAGAAAAAGUAUGUGAACCCUUUGGAAUUACCUGGACUUCUGCAUCAAUUGGUCAUAAAAUUUGAUCUGAUCUUCAUCUAGGUCACAACAAUAGACAAACACAUUCUGCUUAAACUAAUGACACACAAACAAUUAUAUGUUUUCAUGUCUUUAUUGAACACACACCAUGUAAACAUUCGAAGUGCAGGGUGGGAAAAGUAUGUGAACUCUUGGAUUUAAAAACUGGUUGACCCUCCGUUGGCAGCAUAACCUCAAGCAAACGUUUUCUGUAGUUGCGGAUCAGACCUGCACAGCGGUCAGGAGGAGAAUUUUGAACCAUUCCUCUUUACAAAACUGUUUCAGUUCAGCAAUAUUCUUGGGAUGUCUGGUGUGAACUGCUCUCUUGAGGUCAUGCCACAGCAUCUCAAUCGGGUUGAGGUCAGGACUCUGACUGGUCCAUCCCAGAAGGCGUAUUUUCUUCUGUUGAAGUCAUUCUGUUGUUGAUUUACUUCUGUGUUUUACGUCGUUGUCCUGUUGCAUCACCUAACUUCUGUUGCGCUUCAAUUGGCGGACAGAUAGCCUUACAUUCUCCUGCAAAAUGUCUUGCUAAACUUGGGAAUUAAUUUUUCCGUCAAUGAUAGCAAGCUGUCCAGGCCCUGAGGCAGCAAAGCAGCUCCAAACCAUGAUGCUCCUUUCACCAUACUUUACAGUUGGGAUGAGGUUUUGAUGUUGGUGUGCUGUGCCUUUUUUUCUCCACACAUAGUGUUGUGUGUUCCUUCCAAACAACUCAACUUUAGUUUCAUCUGUCCACAUAAUAUUUUGCCAGUAGCGCUGUGGAACAUCCAGAUGCUCUUUUGCGAACUUCAGAUGUGCAGCAAUGUUUUUUUUGGACAGCAGUGGCUUCUUCCGUGGUGUCCUCCCAUGAACACCAUUCUUGUUUAGUGUUUUACGUAUUGUAGACUCGUCAACAGAGAUGUUAGCAUGUUCCAGAGAUUUUUGUAAGUCUUUAGCUGACACUCUAGGAUUCUUCUUAACCUCAUUGAGCAUUCUGCGCUGUGCUCUUGCAGUCAUCUCUGCAGGACGGCCACUCCUAGGGAAAGUAGCAACAGUGCUGAACUUUCUCCAUUUACAGACAGUUUGUCUUACCGUGGACUGAUGAACAUCAAGACUUUUAGAGAUACUUUUGUAACCCUUUCCAGCUUUAUCCAAGUCAACAUUUCUUAAUCUUAGGUCUUCUGAGAUCUCUCUUGUUCGAGGCAUGGUUCACAUCAGGCAAUGCUUCUUGUGAGUAGCAAACUCAAAUUUGGAAGGGUUUUUAUAUGGCAAGGCAGCUCUAACCAACAUCUCCAAUCUCGUCUCAUUGAUUGGACUCCUGACUCCAAAUAGCUUUUGGAGGAGUCAUUAGCCUAGGGGUUCACAUACUUUUUCCAACCUAGACUGUGAAUGUUUAAAUGAUGUAUUCAAUAUAAUUUGUGUGUUAUUAGUUUAAGCAGACUGUUUGUCUGUUUUUGUGACUUUGAUGAAGAUCAGAUCUAAUUUUAUGACCAAUUUAUGCAGAAAUCCAGAUAAUUCCAAAGGGUUCACAUACUUUUUCUUGCCACUGUAUGUUGUGCCUUCCUGCGCAGUUUGGGUUGUUUUGAAUCCACAGUUUUUGUUAUUUUGUCAUCACAUAUUGUACUUUAAGUGUAUUGUAUAUAAUAUAUGAUUUGUUUACCUCAAUAUUGUACAGUUACAAUGCAGACCCAAAGAAAUGCAGUUUAUUUCAGAGUUUAAAAUUAAAGUGUCAGUUUGGUUUUGUUAAGCAGAUCAAGGUGGAGUAUUUGUUACAGUAUAUGCCUUAAAGACUUGUAGUUAUAUUGAACAUGUAACAUCCAACACAACACACUUCAUCUCCACAUAAAGCCAGCUCAGUGAUUAUCACCAUCCCUGUACAGAAAUGUGGUAUUACACAAAAAUAAAGUAUCAUGGCACGGUAAACUGCAAUGGUUUUCCCAUUCAUUCGUGCAUGGGCAGGCUUAACAUAAUGGCAAUAUUCAUCUGCAUUAGUUAUUGAUUACAAUGUCAAUUGCAUAAACAAAUGGUUUAUAAAGCAGGCACAAUAGCAGUGAUUAAACUAGUCUUAAACAGUGGUGGAAAAAAGACCCAAUUUUCAUACUUGAGUAAAAGUAAAGGUACAGUUGAA